AAAUGCUCAUUGAACAAGACAAAAGAAAAAAGUGCGAGCAAAAUAAUCACGAAGACGCUCAGGAAAAUGAAUCUUUAAAUGAAGCUCUUAAAAUUAAACUGGAAGACGCUAUUAGGAAAAAGUGUGAAAUGAAAAAAGUGAGCGAGGCCUUAGAAAAGAGGAUGGAAGAAGAAGCUCAAAGAAUGAAAUGCGAGGAGGAAAAGAAACACAACGAUAAACUAGAAAAAAAAAGGAAAAAAUCUCGUAAGAUGCCAAGCGGAGCUCUGAGGAAAAACCAUGAAGAAGACGCUGUUAAGAAAAAAUGUGCAAUCAGAAAAACUCGUGACGCGGCAGAAAAGAACAAGAAAGAAGAGUUAGAAAGAAAAAAGAGCGAGGAGGCAAAGAACCACAGAGAAGCUCUAAAGAAAAGGAUCGAACUAGAAGCUUUUAAGGAAAAGUGCGAAGCUCUUCGGAAAAAGCAGGAAGAAGAUGCCAUUAGGAAGACGUGCUCCGUGAAAAAAAUUCGAGAUGAGGCUGAAAAAAAUAUUCAAGAAGAUACAGAAAUACAAGCUUUUACAGCAAAGUGCGACGCUCAUAAGACAAAGCAAGAAGAAGACGCUAUUAGGAAAAAGUGUGCAAUGAAAGAAGAGGCAGAAAGACAAAAGGAUGAGGAGGAAAAGAAGCGAAAAGAGGCUCUAAAAGCAAAGAUCGAACAAGAAGCUUUAAAGGAAAAGUGCGAAGCUCUUCGGAAAAAGCAAGAAGAAGAUGCCAUUAGGGAAAAAUGCGCCGUGAAAAAAAUUCGAGAUGCGGUUGAAAAAAAAAUUAAAGAAGAGGCAGAAAGACAAGCUUUGAAAGAAAAGUGCGAAGCUCUUAAGAAAAGGCAAGAAGAAGACGCUAUUAGGAAAAGGUGCGCAUUGAGAAAAGCGCAAGAAGCAAUUGAAAAUAACAUGAAAGAACAAGCAGAAAGACUAAAGGAUGAGGAGGAAAAGAAGCAAAAAGAGGCUCUACAAGAAAAGGUCGAACAAGAAGCUUUCAACGAAAAGUACGAAGCUCUUCGGAAAAAGCAAGUAGAAGAUGCCAUUAGGGAAAAAUGCGCCGUGAAAAAAAUUCGAGAUGCGGUUGAAAAAAAAAUGGAAGAAGAAGCAGAAAGACAAGCUUUGAACGAAAAGUGCAAAGCUCUCAAGAAAAAGCAAGAAGACGCUAUUAGGAAAAAGGGUGCAAUGAGAGAAGAGGCAGAAAGACAAAAGGAUGAGGAGGAAAAGAAGCAAAAAGAGGCUCUAAAAGCAAUGAUCGAACAAGAAGCUUUUAAGGAAAAGUGCGAAGCUCUUCGGAAAAAGCAAGAAGAAGAAGCCAUUAGGGAAAAAUGCGCCGUGAAAAAAAUUCGAGAUGCGGUUGAAAAAAAAAUUAAAGAUGCAGAAAGGCAAGCUUUGAAAGAGAAGUGUGAAGCUCUUAAGGAAAGGCAAGAAGAAGAAGCUAUUAGAAAAAAAUGUGCAAUGAAAGAGGCAGAAAGGCAAAAGAAUGAGGAAAAUAAGCGAAAAGAGGCUCUAAAAGCAAAGAUCGAACAAGAAGCUUUUAAGGAAAAGUGCGAAGCUCUUCGGAAAAAGCAAGAAGACGCCAUUAGGGAAAAAUGCGCCGUGAAAAAAAUUCGAGAUGCGGUUGAAAAAAAAAUGAAAGAAGAUGCAGAAAGACAAGCUUUGAAAGAAAAGUGCGAAGCUCUUAAGAAAAGGCAAGAAGCUAUAAGAAAAAAAUGUGCAUUGAAAGAAGAGGCAGAAAGACAAAGGGAUGAGGAGGAAAAGAAGCGAAAAGAGGCUCUAAAAGAAAAGGCCGAACAAGAUGCUUUUAAGGAAAAGUGCGACGCUCUUCGGAAAAAGCAAGAAGAAGAAGCCAUUAGGGAAAAAUGCGCCGUGAAAAAAAUUCGAGAUGCGGUUGAAAAAAAAAUGAAAGAAGAUGCAGAAAGACAAUCUUUUAUCGAAAAAUGCGAAGCUCUUAAGAAAAGACAAGAAGACGCUAUUAGGAAACAAUGCGCACUGAAAAAAGCGCAAGACGCAGAUGAAAAUAACAUGAAAGAUGUAGCAGAAAGAAAUAAGAACGAGAAGGAAAGGCAGCGAAAAGCAGCUUUAGCAAAUAUGGGCGAACUAGAAGCUUUAAGGGAAAAGUGCGAAGCUCUUAGUAAAAGGCAAGAAGACGCUUUAAGGAAAAAGUGCACACUGAAAAAAAUGCGAGACGAAGUUGAAAAUACUAUGAGAGAGGAGGCAGAAAGAAAUAAGAACGAAGAAGCUUUAAAGGAAAAGUGCGAAGCUCUUCAGAAAAAGCAAGAAGAAGACGCUUUAAGGAAAAAGUGCGCAAUGAAAAAAACGCAAGACGAAGUUGAUAACAUGAAAGAGGAGGCAGUCAGACAAAAGAUCGAGGGCGAAAGGAAGCGAAAGGAAGCUCUAAAUAAAAAGACCGAACUACUAGAAGCUGCUAAGGAAAAGUGCGAAGCUCUUGGAAGAAGGCAAGAAGAAGCUUUAAGAAAAAAAUGCGCAUUAAAAAAAAUCCAUGCCUCAUUUGAAAAGAUACAAGAAGACAGACAAAGAAAAAGACAAAAGACUAAAGAGACUAAUACACAGGAAAAAACAAAACAGGACAGGCAAAAAAGCGAAGAAGCUGCAGAAGAGUUGAUUUAUGAGGAGAAGGAUCAAAACGCAAAAAAUAUUUUGCUUCGAUCUUCUCUUUAUAGAACAACUGGCAAACAAGACUUUCAGCCCGGUAAUAAAGUGUCAAUUGUUGGCGCUGGAGCCGUCGGUAUGGGUUGCGCCUUUGCCCUGCUAUCCAAGCACGUCACGAAUAAUAUAGCCAUCUACGAUGUGAAGAAGGACUUAUGUUAUGCAGAGCGGCAGGAUCUUCAACAUGGGUCUCUUUUCCUUAAUAAUUGCAAUAUUGACAAUGACACUAGCAUCGAGUGCACCAAAAAUUCGCGCGUAAUAGUGAUUGCUGCUCGACCGCACAGUGAACCAAACGAACCACACUUAACUCGGCUCAACAGAUCGGCAGAUAUUAUCAAGCAAAUUGCUCCUGAAUUACUUAAGUAUAGCCCAAAAGCUGUCUUUAUCAUUGUAUCAGAUCCAGUAGAUCUGAUGACUUGGAUUACUCGCAAGAUUACAAACCUACCCUAUGAGCGCUGUUUCAGCACCGGGUGCCACUUAGAUACUGCUCGUUUCCGCAUGUUCAUAGCGCAGUUGGUGGGGGUGUCGACGAGCUCGGUCCAAGGAAUGGUUCUUGGGGAGCAUGGAGAUACUUCUGUACCAAUAUGGUCCUCCGUCAGUGUGGGUGGAACCCUACUAAAGAACUUGCUGCCGCCAAUAGGUACUGAUGAAGAUCCGAUGGUAUGGUCGAAUGUACACAAGAGCGUAGUUAAUGCUGCUUAUAAAGUAAUCGCUGGUAAGGGUUAUACAAAUUGGGCGAUCGGUCUUACUGUAGCGGACGUUGUGUCUGCUAUAUUUGAAAACAGUAAUCGCAUCAUGUCGUUGUCAACAAAUGCAAAGGGUAUGUGUGGAGUUAAAGACGAAGUUUUUCUUUCGCUGCCUUGUAUUAUUAACCAGUGGGGCAUUUAUGGAAUAUUACAUCCUCAACUUUCAGAUUGGGAGAAAGAGAAGCUCAAGAAGUCGGCUAAAAGGUUACUCUGCACACAGAAUAAUAUGAAGCUCUAAUUGCCCGAUUUUAGUAAAGUUUUCAAUAUUAAUAAAUUUCUUUUAAUUGGUGUAGGCAGAGCUUUUUGCCAGAUAUAGAAUUUCGUUUGAAAUUCACGUUUUGUUUUUACUGUUUUAGUACACCGAAAACGAAAUAAAAAUAAAUAUAAAUAUAUAGCUCGACUCUGAAAAACCGCAAAGAAAUUUAUAUGAAGCACCAAGUGUAGGCACACUCGUACAAAAUUUUUCCGUUGAAUCUUUCAAGAAGCGUUUGAGUUCGCUUGAAACACGUCGUACUGCAUUACCGUCUAUUGAAUUGCGGCGAAUUGUAAAAUAUCUGUAAAACGCAUGCUGAAUUUAUUUGGAAUGAAAACUCAGAUAAAUGAAACUUUCGAUG
Molecule: messenger RNA, 4044 nt
Organism: Drosophila hydei
Lineage: Eukaryota; Metazoa; Arthropoda; Insecta; Diptera; Drosophilidae
Product: axoneme-associated protein mst101(2)-like
Exons: 1
Coding region: 3-3668 (1221 amino acids)
Biological process (GO): carboxylic acid metabolic process
Molecular function (GO): L-lactate dehydrogenase (NAD+) activity
Source: RefSeq, a predicted model, not a curated record